Molecule: messenger RNA, 1983 nt
Organism: Condylura cristata (star-nosed mole)
Lineage: Eukaryota; Metazoa; Chordata; Mammalia; Eulipotyphla; Talpidae
Product: HLA class I histocompatibility antigen, A-11 alpha chain-like
Exons: 9
Coding region: 798-1946 (382 amino acids)
Biological process (GO): antigen processing and presentation of endogenous peptide antigen via MHC class I via ER pathway, TAP-independent; positive regulation of T cell mediated cytotoxicity; immune response
Cellular component (GO): external side of plasma membrane
Molecular function (GO): peptide antigen binding; signaling receptor binding
Source: RefSeq, a predicted model, not a curated record
ACCGCCCCUUCGCCGCGGGCCUGUACCCCACUUCUGUGGGCAUCAAGAUCUUUCCAAGGAGAGAAGUCAAUUCUACCCCCCCACCCCCCGACUGCACUAGCACUGUGGCCUGGGUUCCAGAAUCCACGGUAGUGACGUCACAGGCUGGAACCCCAGGAGUAGGGGACGUUCCAGGCUCCUGGGCCCACACAACGGAGGGUGGAGCUGAGCCGGCAGGGAGAAGGAGCUGAACCCCAGACUGAGGAGAGGAGGAGCGAGGCAGCUUGGAGAGCCAGAAGGAGAACCUGAGGAAGCCACGCGGAGCAAAGGGAGACUGGGAAGGAGCCGUGUGGACUUCUCGGUCUGCGCUGGCCUGGGUGAGAGACCCGUGGCCAGGUGGGCUAUGGCACCGUUUCUCUUGAGUUGGGUUGCGCCUUUUCCUCCCAAGCGUGUCUGACCCUCUUCUUGACGGGGAGUCCUCAUCCAGCUCUCCAUCUGGCCCUCCCUCCUGCUUCCUUCCUCUUCCUCAGAUUUCCUGUCUUUCUCUCCUCUAGUCUCUGCUGGAACCCGGCACUGCCCCUGGCCCCGGGGACCACCCUGUGGCAGGGGAAGGGAGAACCUCUGCCGAGGCGGCCCUUGAUUCAAGGUCGUGGAGUUGUCUUGAUGGGGCCAUCGGUGUGCGGAACCUAGGUCGAGCCUGCCCUAUAGUAGUACUACCAUCAUGCAAUAUCAUCCAGGUGUACACCAUCCCAGCAAUAGCUUCAUUGAAGUACUCUAGAGAUGAUGCUGGUGAGCCCUGAGCCAUCACUGUGAGGGAAAUGGCGAAGACCGAAAACCAAAGGAAUUCACUAGCAGCAGCCGGUGUCAAGGAGGUAAAGGUGGCGAAGAACAGCCACUGCUAUGGGGAGCACAGUAUCCAUUCCCACCACGUCUCCUCUCAGAGGACAGGUUCCCACUCCCUGAGGAUUUUCUACACUGCGAUGUCACGGCCCGGCUUCGGGGAGCCCCGUGUCACCUCCGUGGGCUACGUGGACGACACGCAGUUCGGGCGGUUCGACAGCGACUCUCUGAGUCGGAGUGUGGAGCCGCGGGCUCCCUGGGCGAAGCAGGUGCAGCAGGAAGAUCUAGACGAGGAGAUGCUGAACCAGAGGCACCUGGCGCAGACUCUCAGAGCGCUGCUGCAGGACCUGCGCGGCCGCUACAACCAGAGCAGGGAUGGGUCUCACACCCUCCAGAGGAUGUGUGGCUGUGACUUGGGACCAGACGGGCGCCUCCUCCACGGGUACGAGCAGUUCGCCUACGAUGGCGCCGAGUACAUCGCCCUGAACCCGGACCUGCGCUCCUGGACUCCCGCGGACCCGGUGGCCCAGAUCACCCAGCGCCAGUGGGAGGCAUCGGCGAGGGCGGAGCGUGUCAGGGACAUUCUGCAGGACAGGUGCCUGAGGUGGCUCCGCAGACUCCUGGAGCUGGGAAAGGCGGUGCUGCAGCGCACAGAUCCCCCAAACACACACAUGACCCACCACCCUACCUCUAACCAUGAGGUCACCCUGAAAUGCUGGGCCCUGGGCUUCUACCCUGCGGAGAUCACCCUGACCUGGCAGCGAGAUGGGGAGAACCUGACCCAGGACAUGGAGCUGGUGGACACCAGGCCUGGAGGUGACGGAACCUUUCAGAAGUGGGCAGCUGUGGUGGUGCCUUCUGGAGAGGAGCAGAGAUACACGUGCCAGGUGCAGCAUGAGGGGCUGCUGGAGCCCCAAGACCUGAGAUGGGAGCCCCCUCCUCAGCCCUCCAUCCCCACCAUGGGCCUCAUUGCUGGCCUGGUUCUCCUUGGAGCUGUGCUCGCUGGGUCUGCGGUGGCUGCAGCUGUGAUGUGGAGGAAGAAGCACUCAGGUGGGAAAGGAGGAAGCUACACUCAGGCUGCAGGCAGCUACAGUGCCGAGGGCUUUGAUGUGCAUCUCAUCCCCUAAAGUGUCCUUCAAAAAAGAAGCAGAUUUAAUAAAAUUA